AUGCCUCAUUCAGAUAAAGUUGAUAAGUUGUUUAUUUAUUGGGAGUAUAAAGAACAUCCUGUCCAUAGUUUUUUUUAUAACUUAGAAAGGAAUCUAAGAACCUAUGGAUCAUUUUCUAAAAGGGUAAAUAAUUUAAAACAAAGACGAGGUGAUGCUUUAGGUGAAGAGGUCGAGGAAAACCUAUUAGCCUAUGUUCGAGCAAAUCCCAGAAGUUCAACACGGCACGUUGGUAGAGAGCUUGGAAUAUCUCAUACCACAGUUUGUAAGGAUGGUGCUUCAGCUCACAAUGUUCACAAAGUUCGCGACUAUUUAAAUGCACAAUUUCAAAAUCGAUGGCUAGGAAUUUACGGACCCAUUGAGUGGCCACCACGAUCACCUGACCUUACGCCAUUAGAUUUUUUUUUAUGGGGACACUUGAAAACAAUAGUGUAUGCCGAUCCUUCUAUAAAUCUUCAAAAUUUAAAAGAUAAGAUAACAGCAACAUGCAAUCAACUGACUGAUGAACAAAUUACUGCUGCAACAAAUAAAGAAUUUAUGCGGCGCGUUGAAGCAUGUUUUGUUUACGGCGAAGAACAGUUUGAACAAUUUAUUCAUUAG
Messenger RNA from Sipha flava (yellow sugarcane aphid), 597 nucleotides. RefSeq lists its product as uncharacterized. The record is from RefSeq and is a predicted model, not a curated record. The transcript is spliced from 3 exons. NCBI's taxonomy places the organism in Eukaryota, Metazoa, Arthropoda, Insecta, Hemiptera, Aphididae. The coding region runs from base 1 to 597 and encodes 198 amino acids. Gene Ontology annotation, molecular function: nucleic acid binding.